Petromyzon marinus (sea lamprey) is the source of this 1209-nucleotide messenger RNA. The record is from RefSeq and is a predicted model, not a curated record. NCBI's taxonomy places the organism in Eukaryota, Metazoa, Chordata, Hyperoartia, Petromyzontiformes, Petromyzontidae.
GGACUCUGCAUCCAUGGGAGCUGGGGGAGGAGUGAGGCUCCUGAGUCCCAGCAUCAACACCAACCAGAACGUGUGCCUGAGCUUCUGGUACCACAUGUACGGCGAUGAACUUAUGACCCUGAACGUGCACGUGCUGGAGGACGGCGUAGAGAGACGCGUGUGGCGUGCGGAGGGGCAGCAGAGCAGCGCCUGGCUGCAGGGAACCGUCACCAUCCAGGCCAAGCCAGACACCCAGGUCACCAUCGAGGGCGUUCGAGGACAGAGCAGGAUGAGUGACGUAGCGCUGGAUGACAUCGUCGUCGUGAUGGGGAAAUGCCCAGAGUGUGUGAGCGGAUGUGAUUUUGAUGAGAUGGGGGACUUCUGCGGCUGGGAGAACAGCGGAGGGGACGUGGGCUGGGAGCAUUGGAACGGUCCCACAAACACUGAGAACACUGGGCCUGACGAUGACUUCUCUCGGCCUGGCUUUGGGAAUUACCUGCUGCUGGACUCUGAGUACAACGACCCUGGAACGGUGCUGCUGCUGGAGAGUCCGGCUCUCCGCUCCUCUGGGUGCCUCGUCCUGAGCUUCCACUACUUCCUGUAUGGGUCAGCAGAGAACAUGGCCAUCAACGUUUACAUCAAGGAAGGAGGCUCCAGCCGGCAGCUCGCGUGGUCCCUGCAGGGGAACCAGGGAGCGAGCUGGAUGCUGGCGCGGGUCGAAUUUUCUGGCAGAGGACCUGUGCAGGUAAGUGAGCGGUCCUGGUGUGUGUGUAGUGGAAUAACGCGUGUGGGCUUUUGCCAACAGUGUGCACGCAUGUGUGAGCGGCAGACAGUGAGGUCAUGUCAGGGCAAACAGGUGCUGUGAGAAAGCAAUCCAAGAGAGAGACGACCAAUUAAGAUGCAUAGCAGUGAUUGGCUGGCUGCAAAUGCAGACACGUUGUAGGCGCCUGGGAGUCUGGAGAUGGAGGCGAUAAGCGUGGCAAAGACAAGCGUGAGCAGCGGCUUAAUGAGGGCUACCUGGGGUCUCUUAAUGAGUAAGGGAAUAUAAGGCGAUGUGCGGAGACACGAGGGAGUGGUUGUAAGUUGAGUUGGUUGGAGUGAAGAGAAGAGGAGAGACGAGAGAAGUGGGGGGCCCGCUCUCCACACCUCGUCCUCUCCAGCGGUGCUGGCUGAUCUCCCACUGGAGGCAAGAGUUUGGAGAAGUGAGGGCAAACGAACUAGCAGUAGAGA